GCUAGACUGUAUUAACCGCGCCAAGAAAUAUUCAAUUGAAAGCUACUAAGUAAGGCACCAGAGGCUGUCGAUACGCGACGCGUCGACUCGAGGACGCGAUAGCCAGCCCAACAAUGGUGGUGACGCUCAAUGAGCGUCUGCCUUGUCGAACUUCACAGAUACGACAGUUGAAAAAUCUCUUCUCAGUACUAUACACCUCUGUUAGGCGGAAUGUAUUACUAACCAUAGUUCAGCCAUCAUACCCAGCUCCGUCGGUCCUCGUAGCCUACGGAUUAGAAUGCACAGGGAAAACGUCUGUUGUAAAAGGUGCUCUCGAGGAUGGCCAAACGCCCCAUGCCUUCAUUGUUUCGCGAGAAUGUAUAACUGGUCGUCAUAUGCUAGAGCAGACCGUAACUGCCUGCAUUUAUGCCGUUGAAGCUACAACACAUACCAAGAUCGAUCGGGCGCUGUACAGUCGAUGCGAGAACAUAAGCGCGCUGGUUGUCCAUCUACAGCAGUUAUUGCAGAAUGUACCUCACAUGACACUUGUCUUUGACGGGGUAGACAAGCAAAGGGAAUCACCGCCCACAUUGCUACCUGCUUUGUCAAGGAUGACAGAGUUCGUUCCGAAGCUCAGCGUCAUCUUCAUCGUGAGCGUUCCGAAACCUCGAUUUCUCCACACCGUCGGAAUACCGCAUGUUCAUUUCCCGCCCUAUACAAAGGAUGAGACAAUACGUAUCCUUUCGAAUCGGGAUAGCGGCGAUCUGCUAGAAUUCUCGGAGGAAAGAUCCCACAAAUGUAGUAGCGAAGACGUUUUGACAUUAUGGACACGGUUUUUGACGGUUCUUUGGGACUCGCUAGGUAAAGGAGCUGCAAGAGACUUGGGCAGUUUCACUGUUCUCGCAGAAAAGCUAUGGAAACCUUUUACAGAGCCAGUGUUGGAUGGCACCUAUGGGCCAAGGGAUUUUUCUAGAAUCAUGGUCUCCCGCCGAGGCCUGUUUCAAAACGAAGACAUUCUCAUUGACAGCAUCAUUCCAAAAGCAACAGAAGAAAGAUCAACGGUUACCUCCAAAUUAUCGCACGCACUGCCCUAUUACUCGAAGUAUUUACUAUGCGCCGCCUACCUAGCGUCUUUUAAUCCUGCACGAUCGGACGCUAUACAUUUCAUGAAAAGCACAGAUAAACGACGAAGAAAGAAAGGCGGUGCUACAUCGGGACGGAUUGCGAAGAACCGAAAAAUCGCACGACAUCUACUUUCGCCCUCACUUUUUGCUCUCGAUCGGUUGCUCGCUAUCUUACACUCCAUCAUACCACAUACUAUCCCUCAAACCGCAGAUAUAUAUACACAGGUCGCGACCCUUGCUUCACUCAGGCUUUUAUUGCGCUCAGGGGCGUCUAGCGGUGACGUUCUCGACCCGGCGUGUAAAUGGCGGGUCAACUUUGGGCUGGACUAUGUCAUGACUCUGGGGCGUACAGUAGGUUUUGAGCUGUCUGAUUAUCUUGCAAGCGCAGAUUGAAGUCAGUUACGGCACCCGACUUGGUCACCCCUGGAUUGAGACGGACAGCCCGGCCAUGACUUCCUUCCCAGAUGGUCAUUGCACGUAUGGCCUGCUUGGAACCACGAUAUGAUCGCCUCGAUGAACACUUGUGGACUACCGUCCAUGGCUAUGUAUCUCCGGACUGGACUUUUGGCCUCCAAGAGGCGCUUAGCUUGUCCUCGCGUCGCUGUACCGUUCACUA
This is a messenger RNA of Pseudovirgaria hyperparasitica, 1719 nucleotides long. RefSeq lists its product as uncharacterized. NCBI's taxonomy places the organism in Eukaryota, Fungi, Ascomycota, Dothideomycetes, Acrospermales, Acrospermaceae. Gene Ontology annotation, molecular function: DNA replication origin binding. The record is from RefSeq and is a predicted model, not a curated record. The transcript has 3 exons. Gene Ontology annotation, biological process: DNA replication initiation; DNA replication. The coding region runs from base 114 to 1496 and encodes 460 amino acids. Gene Ontology annotation, cellular component: nuclear origin of replication recognition complex; nucleus.